Messenger RNA from Brassica oleracea var. oleracea, 1621 nucleotides. Its product is annotated as probable carboxylesterase 11. The transcript has 2 exons. The record is from RefSeq and is a predicted model, not a curated record. Lineage: Eukaryota; Viridiplantae; Streptophyta; Magnoliopsida; Brassicales; Brassicaceae. Bases 216 to 1583 code for a protein of 455 amino acids. Gene Ontology annotation, molecular function: hydrolase activity.
ACCUAAGCUUAUUUGCUUUUUAUUUAUUUGUGUCUACUAACCAUCUUUGUCUCUAUUACGCUCAUCUUUCCACCUCAACCAAAGCUCCACGUUCAAGCAAUCCUCCACACUCCACAAACCCUAACUCGAUUCGAUCUCAACCCCAAUCUCCAUGGAUCCGCUAUCUCAGUAAAGGAGCUUCCAAAUCCGACUUAAACCGGAACCGGAACCGGAAAAUGCCGAGCGUUGGAGUGAAACUCUACAGUGUAUUCUUCAAGUUCCUUUUAAAACACCGUUUACAAAACCGGAUCCAAUCCGAAGAUUCCUCCUCCUCGUCGGAUCCGUUCGGUGUCACGACCCGACCCGAAGAAUCAGUAUCCCCUCCGAAUCCCUUAUUCACCGACGGCGUCGCCACCAAAGACAUCCACAUCGAUCCCUUAACCUCCCUCUCCGUGCGCAUCUUCCUCCCCGAAUCCGCCCUCUCCCCCGCCUCCGGUAGCCACUCCGGCAAGUCUCGAACCUUCAACAGCCUCGCCGGAUCGGAUCUUCUCCUCAGAAGAAACAGCCACGGCUCGUCUAACUCCUUGUCGUCUCACAAGUCGGAAGCUAGAAGAAGCAGUUACGUCUACACCACCUCCACCGCCUCCUCAUCCUCCGGCGAGGAGGUGUACAGAGGGUACGCACCAUCGUCGUCCGGGAAAUGCAGGAAGCUUCCGGUGAUGCUGCAGUUUCACGGCGGCGGGUGGGUGAGUGGGAGCAACGACUCGGUGGCGAAUGAUUUCUUCUGUAGGAGGAUGGCGAAGCAUUGUGAUGUUAUUGUUUUGGCUGUUGGGUAUAGGCUCGCGCCUGAGAAUAGGUACCCCGCGGCGUGUGAGGACGGGUUCAAGGUGUUGCAGUGGUUGGGGAAGCAGGCGAAUCUCGCGGAGUGUAAUAAGUCGAUGGGUGGUUUAAGGAGAGGUGGUGGAGGAGGAGAGGUGAAGAAGUCUGAUGCGAGUAAGCAUGUGGUUGAUGCUUUUGGUGCUUCUUUGGUGGAGCCUUGGCUCGCUUCUCAUGCUGAUCCUUCGAGAUGUGUGCUUCUCGGUGUGAGCUGUGGUGCCAACAUAGCAGACUACGUAUCUCGAAAAGCCAUCGAAGCUGGCCAAAAUCUAGACCCAGUCAAAGUCGUGGCUCAAGUCUUAAUGUACCCGUUCUUCAUCGGCACCGUUCCCACGCAAUCCGAGAUCAAACAAGCAAACUCCUACUUCUACGACAAACCCAUGUGCAUUCUCUCCUGGAAGCUUUUCUUACCAGAAGAAGAGUUCAGUCUGGACCACCCGGCAGCGAACCCGCUCGUUCCGGACCGGGGCCCACCGCUCAAGUUCAUGCCACCGACGCUAACCAUCGUCGCAGAGCAUGACUGGAUGAGAGACAGAGCCAUCGCUUACUCAGAAGAGCUAAGGAAAGUCAACGUAGAUGCUCCUGUGCUGGAGUACAAAGACGCCGUUCACGAGUUUGCAACGCUCGACAUGCUUCUCAGGACUCCACAGGCUCAGGCUUGUGCAGAAGAUAUUGCCAUCUGGGUUAAGAAAUACAUCUCUCUCCGUGGCCACGAGUUCUCUUACUAGGGUUCAUCCGGAAAACUCCAGGAAGCCAAAAAAAAAAA